This is a messenger RNA of Spirometra erinaceieuropaei, 1850 nucleotides long. Lineage: Eukaryota; Metazoa; Platyhelminthes; Cestoda; Diphyllobothriidea; Diphyllobothriidae. The record is from the annotation of a GenBank genome assembly.
AUGCCGGGGAGAUGUUCGCCCGCAUCCUCUUCAAUCAUCUCACCGGACACCUCUAGCAAGGACUCCUGCCGUAAAGCCAAUGUGAUUCCCGACGAUGCCGGGGUGCCACUGACAUGGUAUUUGCCACUCGCCAGCUGCAGGAGAAACGCUAGGAGAUGCGAACCAACCUCUACACCACCUUCUUCGGCUUGACAGGGUCUUCGACACGGUGAAUCGCGAGAGACAAUGGGGAAUCAUGCAGAAAUUCGGCUGUUCCGAGGGAUUCGCGCACAUGGUACGUCAGCUCUACGACGGGAUGAUGACGCGCGUCGCGGACGACGCAAUCUUAGGGGCAUUUGCAGCCACCAAUAGAGUGAAGCAGGGCUGCUUCUUCCCUCUUUGAUCUCAUGCUCUCUGCCAUUCUGAUAAACACCUCCCGUGAUGGGCGUCCAGGGAUACGCAUUGCCUACAGAACUGACGGGUGCCUUCUCAACAUACGGCAAAUGCAGGCCCCGACGCGUCUCUCCACAACUACUGUCUACGAUCCGCUCUUCGCUGAUGGCUCCGCACUUAACGGCUCGACCGAAAAGACAGGCACCGGAACAGUGACAUCUUCGCAUCCGGCUGCGCCCACUGCGGACGGACCAUAAAUGCGGACAAAACGGUGGUCAUGCAUCAGCAGCCAUCGAACGCUGAAUACAGUGUCUUCGCACCCGCGUCGACGGCACAAGAUUGAAGACCGUGGGUAACUUCAACCACCUAGGCAACACAAUGUCCCACUUCAUCAGCAUCGAAAACGAAGUGGCCUACCGGAUCUUCAAAGCCAGCCUAUCCUUCGACCGGCUAUAGAACUCCGUGUAGAAUCGUCACGACCUCCAGCUGAAUAACAAACUGAGGAUGUACAAUGCCGUCGUCCUGACGACACUUCUCUAUGGAGCGGGGACCUCGACCGUCUACCCCAACCUUGGCAAAAAACUCAACCACUUCCAUCUCAGCUGCCUCCGUGGAAUGCUAAAACUGAGAUAGCAAGACAGGAUCCCCGACAUGGAAGUCCUAGAACGAACGGGAAUCCUUAGCAUUCACGUCAUGCUGAGGCAACUGCAGUUACGUUGAAGUGGCCAUUUAGUCAGGGCAGAAGACACACGUCUACUGAAACAACUAUUCCAUGGCGAUUUCGCCACCAAUGGUCGCCGACCGGGAGGACCAAAACGACACUGCAAGAGCACAUUGAAGAAUACUUUUAAGGGAUUGCACAUCAGUCCAGAGACCUAGGAGGACCUCGCUCAGAACAGACCGGCCUGGAGAAGAUAAGUGAAGACCGGCGCUGACAUCUAGAAAGUAAAUCAGAUCGCCGUUGCCCAAGCCAAACGGGAGGCUAGCAAAUCACAAAUGCCUCGCCUCCUUACUGCCAAUCAUCCGUAGCUUUUAACAGGCCCGAGUCGAUCACGCGCAUUCUACGCACAAAACAGUCUCGUUGGAUACCUUCGGAUCCAAUGCGCCGUCGAACCGGCAGCGUCUACCUCUUCUCCCACUCUCGCCCUUGCCGCAAACCCCGCGCCGACAGCCACCCUCGUCACCGCCGAUUACAUUGUCGCUGUCAAGCCGCCGCCGGCAGCAUCCGCCCUGCCCAGAACUCUGAAUCGACCACAGGGGCCGACAUUACCACUAUGAUUUCAUACAUUCCCCCCACCGAUGGAAUGUCUGAUGUCCUUUUACUCUCUACCAACACAACAAACACUGCAACAUCCAGUGAUGUGGACUCGAUUAAUACCUGUUCCCAUUGCGGUCGCACCUUCCCCCGACGCAUCGGCCUGAUUGGUCACUUGCGAAUCCAUCGCACGGAGACUCAAAUGCUGGUCUUCCUUUUCUGA